AUUUGUGUGAACACUCACACCAUUAGACGAGUGGAGAGUUUGUGCAAAAUAUGCCACUUAUUGGUCACUAUUUAGUGCAUAUUGUGGUCAUCUUUGGCUUGAUAUCAGUGGUGGUGAGCGAACCAACUCUUGUGGCCACUGACAGCACUGUCUGUAAUGACACGAAUCAGAUCUGUUCCCAAUUGAGUCACUCAUGUCUUGAAUGCAAACUCAACUACUCGUGUGUUUACGGCCAGUCUGUGGCCACCGACUGUCAACCUCUGGUCACCACAAACUGCUCGGGUGAGACAAAGGUCAAGCGAAGCUAUUUGUGUGCCUUUUGCUAUCAAUUGCCGCAACACCACCACAACUGUUCCCCAAACUCUUCGUGUGAUUACAACUCGCGAUACAAAUCCCGGUGCGAAGUGAAUGACGACAAGGUGAUCUGUUUGGGCAACAGGGUCUUUUACAAGUAUAAACAGUGCAAUUUCGUGUCCGGGUAUAAGUGGUCCACAGCUCUACUGUUGAGUAUAACUCUUGGAGGCUUUGGUAUCGACCGGUUCUACUUGGGUCUGUGGCAGGAGGGCGUCGGCAAACUCUUCAGCUUCGGGGGACUCGGAGUCUGGACUUUGAUUGAUGUCAUACUUAUAGCCACCGGUUAUCUGAAGCCAAGCGAUGGAUCCGUUUAUAUAUAAAGUUCUCUGAAAAUGACAUCCAAUACGUCUUCAGUAGUUAUUCUUCCGGUUAUAUAAGAUAAUUGUUGCGCCGCUUCUCUCAAGUGAUGGGCAGAUAUUGCGAUGUCUUUGUCAAGAGUUUCAAGUGAUUGACUGAUCUGUUGGACAACUUGUGUGAGAUGUGCCUCAUGUCUGUUCGUAAUGAACAACAUUUCAUUCAUUGAGUUUCCGCACAACUCUUCGACAACUAGUGACAACUUUUGCAUCAACGCUUCCAAGCCAUCAGAAGUCUUACAACUAAUAGCACUCCAAUCAGUGAACAGUUGAUUACAAUUUUGUUGCAAACGAUUGUAAUCUUCUUGUGAUAACAAAUCAAUUUUAUUGAUUAAAUAAAUAACUUUUUUACUCCAAU
Molecule: messenger RNA, 1065 nt
Organism: Oppiella nova
Lineage: Eukaryota; Metazoa; Arthropoda; Arachnida; Sarcoptiformes; Oppiidae
Source: the annotation of a GenBank genome assembly